AUGUUCUACAGUCAUGAGAUCUUGACGAGUAGGAAGUAUGGCGUGGCAACGGUUUGGCUGGUGGCCACACUGGGUGCCAAGUCAAACACAAAGAAGGUAACUCGUAAGGCUAUCCUUGACGUCGAUGUUCGCAAGGCGUGUGAGACCAUCAUUCAGCCAGAGGCGCCAAUGGCUCUGAGACUUCAGAGUAAUCUUCUCUAUGGUGUCUCGAGAGUCUAUGACCAGCAGUGCUACUAUGUCCUCUCGGAUGCACAGGCAGCUCAGACUCAUAUCCGGACUAUGUUAAGGGUCCAUCAGAACAAUGACCUUGAUCCAGGCGCUGGCAAGGUCCGUCCUGAGCAGCUCAUCCUCAUGGACGACCCAGCUUUCCUGCCCGAGACAGCUCUUCCGGCUCUCGAUUUUGAUUUCUCCAACUUGGAACUUGAGCCUUUUAGAGCCUCUGAGCGCUCUACACAAUCUAUGAUGUCCAUUCACGGACGUAGUCGUUCCUUCUCUUCCUCCCAUAUCGUCGGCAUUCUUGACCUACCCUCAUCCAGCACCCACGCCGGCCCUCAGCAACUCCCUCUCGAUGACCCGUUCACCGGAUCAUCACUUCAAAAGCCUCUGGGUGGUACAGGUCGCGGACUCUUCGAUGAUGAAAAUGACCUCUUCCAGGAUGACUUGAUCUUCGAAUUCGAUGCUGAUGGCCAGAUCAGGGAUAUUGAUGCUAGUGAGCGAGAGGCUCGACGUGCAGGUAGUAUUUACCCAAAAGGUCUUCCCGGGAGCGAUUCUGCAGCGAGUAGACGCGUCCGGAAGGAACAUGAAGAGGCUGCUGGCCAUAUCCUGCCGGUCAUGGAUGCUGAGGGAGAUUUCGACAUGAUGAACUUCGGUGAGGACAUGCAGAUGCUUCCUGAAGCCGAGCCAUUCCCAAUGAUGAGCGGCGGUCUGGGAGCCAACGACAGACCUCAACCUUUGAUCGCCUCUGAGGAUCGUGUCUAUCAUGUCUCUUCCCAGGAGAACUCUUCCGAAACCGCUGAAGCCCCUCUCAGACACCGCAAGCCUAAAGUUCGAAAGACCUUGGGUCUCGAUCAGACAGUCGAGCUCCGCAAUAGCGAUCUCCUACAAUGGCAACGCGAGUACAGUGUUAACAUGACUUCCGCGACGCUUCUAAGUGCUCAUCGUAGAGCCACUGCUCACGCAAAGAAGAAUGCCUUCUCGUUCGUCUAUGGUGCGGGUCUCAACCGGGUAGGCCAUGGAAUUGGCACUUCAAAAGUGCCCCUACCUCUCGAUAUGUUCUCAGGGACCUCCCUUCUCGCAAAACUCACCGGCCAAGCCCCUCUCCCAACAGAGUCCCAAACCAAGAGCUCUAAACGUACCCGUGAUGCACACGAGGAGGAGCAGCAGCAAGUGACCCCAAAGCGUGCUCGCCAUGCCGAAGGAGAAGACGAGAUCGGCCGUGGCAGUUUCGAUGACGACCAAGCAAUGCUUCUGAUGGAAGAAGAUCCCAGCCUCGGGAUGGAAAUCGGUCGUGAUGCCCCCUCGGCACUAACAGACUACCCCUCGUCCGCUAUGAUGCCCUGGAAUGUGAACAUCUCCGCCUCUCUCCCCUCCCACCCCGGCCGCGCCUCCUCCCGUCUCGCAAGCCGCUCCCCGCUCAUCGGCCGCGGCUCCAAUAUCCCCGGCCCCCUAGACCACUUCUCCCUCCUCGAAGACGACCACAACCACCAUCAGAUCACUUACGGCCGCUCUGACGAUCCCCCCAUCAUCAAUAACAACGAUGACGAAAAUGAUGACGAUGACGCAAUCCUCCGCCGGCACGCCCAUCCCCUCCUCAAUUCCUCCAGCAGCCACCCAGACCUAUCCUUCGAAAUCUUCGGUCCCUCCGCAAACGUCGACACGCAAACAGCAGCUAGUAGCCAAUGGGUGCGCGAAGCGCUCGAUCGCGAAGCCUUGAAUUUCCUCGAGUACGUGAGGCACAGCAUCAUCACGACGGCGGAUGAUGUCCAGAGCGUCUCGUUCGAGCAGCUCUUCGAACCGAGAAGGAAUUCAAGGAUCGUGGCGGCUCAGGCUUUUUAUCAUGUGUUGAGUUUGGCGACGAAGGGCCGGGUGUGGGUUACCCAGAGCGAGGAGGGGGAGGGGGAAGAGGGCGGUGUGUGGGGAGAGAUUAGGAUGGGGAUUUUGGGAUGAUGAGUGAGUGGCUGGGUGGAUUACUUGUUGAUUGCUUGAUUUGAUGUGAUGGAUAUGAAGGAAUGAAUGAACGAGUGAACGAAUAGCUUAAGUG
Molecule: messenger RNA, 2260 nt
Organism: Amorphotheca resinae ATCC 22711
Lineage: Eukaryota; Fungi; Ascomycota; Leotiomycetes; Helotiales; Amorphothecaceae
Exons: 4
Coding region: 1-2166 (721 amino acids)
Biological process (GO): replication-born double-strand break repair via sister chromatid exchange; mitotic sister chromatid cohesion; synaptonemal complex assembly
Cellular component (GO): cohesin complex; synaptonemal complex
Molecular function (GO): chromatin binding; protein binding
Source: RefSeq, a predicted model, not a curated record